Molecule: messenger RNA, 918 nt
Organism: Fusarium keratoplasticum
Lineage: Eukaryota; Fungi; Ascomycota; Sordariomycetes; Hypocreales; Nectriaceae
Exons: 1
Coding region: 1-918 (305 amino acids)
Molecular function (GO): 3'-5'-RNA exonuclease activity
Source: RefSeq, a predicted model, not a curated record
AUGACCAGAGUCGGCGACAUCCCCUCGGGCGCAUCGCUGAGAAUGGACAUCUCAUCUACCCGCGAGCGGAUGCCGCUUCGCAUCGUCACCUUCAACGUCCGCUACGCGACGACCAACUUUGAGCCCCAUGAGAAGCCUUGGGACGUCCGCUGCCCCAAGCUGGUCAACCAGCUAUCCUUCAUCACCGCUGGCCACGAGAGCCCAUUCAUCUGCCUGCAGGAGUGCCUGUACCCGCAGGUAAAGGAUAUCCAGUCACGUCUCGGCGAUGGCUGGUCGCACAUUGGUCGUGGCCGCGGCUCUGGAGAGCAUGACGGCGAGUUCUCACCCAUCUUCUACCGCAGCGACAACUGGAGCUGCGAGCGCUCUGAGGUACGCUGGCUGAGCAAGACGCCCUUUGAGCCGUCGCGCGGCUGGGACGCUGUGCUGAACCGCAUCGUCACCAUGGGCGAGUUCUUGCACCGCAACACGGGGACGCGCGUCAUCGUCAUGAGCACCCAUUUCGACCAUAUCGGCGUCAAGGCCCGAGAGAACAGCGCCAAGCUCCUCAUCAAGUUCGCCCGGGAGUGGGGCUCCGGAGGUGCGGGCUCUCCGUCGGCCGUCCUCGUCGGGGGAGACUUUAACAGCUCCCCCAAUGACGGCGGGUACAAGAUCAUGACAGCACCUGACUCGGGCAUGUCUGAUAUCUCUCAUCUACUACCUAAGAGCGCUCACUACGGGAACCAGAUCACUUACACGAGUUUCGGCAAGUACGACAGCUCCGGAGAAGGCUGGGAGGAGGCACGUAUCGACUUUCUCUUCAUUCAGGAGCCUCGGACAGCCCAUGUCAAAACCUUUGGUGUCCUGGCCAAUUUCUUUGAUGAUGACGUUCGUGUAUCUGAUCACCGGCCUGUCGUGUCAGACUUGGACAUUCUGGUUUGA